Thelazia callipaeda (thelaziosis nematode) is the source of this 477-nucleotide messenger RNA. The record is from the annotation of a GenBank genome assembly. NCBI's taxonomy places the organism in Eukaryota, Metazoa, Nematoda, Chromadorea, Rhabditida, Thelaziidae.
AUGCAAGCUCAUUCAAAUUAUCGUAUUUAUCCGGAAAAUAUUCGCUCAGGAAAUGCAUGUCAACAAAAUGUACCACCUGGCACAGUUGCUGAAAGAGACAUUGUUCAUCCAGCUUAUACGGAAUUUCUUAUUGUUCCUCACAAAUCAGUCAUAGUACUACGUGCAACCGUACUCGUAGAUGAUGAGCCUCGUUUGUCCAUGGAUGAAUUAGUGGGUAUAACUAAUGCUCUUUGUUAUGCUCAUGGUAUUGUUACAUCUCCAAUCUCAGUACCUGCACAUCUUUAUUCAGCAUCAGAUCUGGCUAAAAGAGGACGUAACAAUUUUAAGACUGAACAAAAUCUUGGAUUAGAUGAUACAAGUUCAACAUCUAGCUGCAGUGAAGCAAAAGGACGAUUUGUUAAUGAUGGCUCUGAUGAUUAUUUUCCAAAAUUAAGUACUGAACUGGCGAAUAAGCUCAAAUAUAAAUUCUGGGCAUAA